AUGAUGACGAAGAAUUUGAAUGCUCCCGUAAAAGUACAAGAAAAGCCAGAUUACACAAAGUACAGUAAAACCACAAAACAUGCAAGAGUAUACCCAAAACCACAUUACAACGAAGUAGUGCCAAGUCCCGUUAGAGCCAUAAUAAAUUCACCAUUUAAAUGUGUUGAAGUUCAACGUUUCCAAGACUUCAUGAAAAACAGUUGUAACCGUUAUGGCGGAUGGGAUGAAUACAAUCAUAAUAUUUUUGUAAAUAUUUGGAGUAAACACUACAACGGUGACGAAGUAUUUGAUACGCCGCCAUUUUCGGACGUUACUUACAUUAGAUUUCAAGAUGAAGUUCUACAAAAGAUAUUUGGAGUAAAAGUUGAAGAUGUUAAAUCUCAUACGCAGUGGUAUGUCGAAUAUAGCAAUUUAAAAAAAUGCCAAGAAUUAGCUCUUAGCAAGUGGAGAGAAAACAAGAGAAAAAUAAAAAAUCCCAAGCAAAUUAACAAGAUGAGGGGUGAUAGUGUGAGCUGUGAACGUACAAACUCUAAAGCUAGCACUAGAUUAUGCAAGAAAGAGAAAGGGAAUUCUGCAGUUGUUAACGGAAAUAAAACCAACGACCAAGCUUUGGAGUCCGGAAUGGAUAAACUCGUACAGGAAUUAGAUUUGAGUGAUAACUGUACAGAAACAUUGGAUUUAAAUUUUAUUCUACAUAACAAUAUGUCAGCAAAUAAUGGUAGAAAUUUCAAACGAGCGCGUGAUACCUCUUCGACGAUAUAUAAGCCGACAGAACAAUGGAAAAGUCGAUGUCAAGGAAAAAGCGACAUCAUUGGCCAUCUUAACAUAGAUGAUAUGAAAAAACUGAAAACACCAAUAUGGCGUAUAGAUUUGAAAUAGUCACACUUGUAUUUGAUUAUACAAUGCAAUUUGUAUGUUUACCACAUUAUUAAUAUAACUACGUGUGAUUCUUGGAAUUUUAAUCUUACAUUGUUGUGACUAUUGUACCUCGGGACCAAGAAGAUACCGAUUGACACAAGUUUUGUGUUGGUGAUAUGGAUAGUUAAGAACGAUAAACAUACACGUGUUUUUUUAAUGGUAGGGAUGUUUCAUGGAAGUCAAAUUAAACUCCUUAAUUCAUGUUUUGCAACAAAUGUAAUUCAACAAUUGAACUAAUUUAACAAAUAAAAAUACUUAAAUAAAAAUCUAACCCAUACAUAUUUACCGUUUUUGUUUUACAUUUAAUUCAUAAUGUAUUUCUGAAUAAUCUAAAAAACCGGUGGUAAAGCGGUAAAUGGUAAAUAUUAUAAUACUCAAACGUGCUUCUAGAAGAAGUCGUGUUGAAUAAAUGAAUAUAUAUAGUAAUAUAUAGUCUCAUCUUUAAAAACACAUCAAGCAAUUUUUUCGUAAUUUUUUGUCGUAUACAAGUAAGUAACAAUUUAUGGAUAAAAAAAAUCUUUGUCAUUUCAUAAUAUGCAUGUUGACGUAAUAUUGUAAAAAUCGUUAGGUUUGUAAUCUAAGCGACCACAUUGCAAAUUCAAAAUUUUUUAUCAUUAGUUCGUAAACUGAUUAAAAUUUAACGCAUAAUUUUAGCUAACAGUUAAAUUCGCAAUUCAUUAAUUCGCAAGCAAACGCGUCUGUAUAGUUUUAAAAUAAACUAAACCAAACCUUUUUUUUUU
This is a messenger RNA of Zerene cesonia (dogface butterfly), 1658 nucleotides long. RefSeq lists its product as uncharacterized. The record is from RefSeq and is a predicted model, not a curated record. NCBI's taxonomy places the organism in Eukaryota, Metazoa, Arthropoda, Insecta, Lepidoptera, Pieridae. The transcript is spliced from 8 exons. The coding region runs from base 1 to 879 and encodes 292 amino acids.